AUGCAGGUGCAAAAGUCAUUGAACAUGACGCGUGCGGCUAUCAGGAGAUGGGAGGCCGUCCCUCGAAGAUGGCUGACGCUGAGGCAGUAUCGGCAAAGGAAGCAGCUGUUGAGGAGUUACAACGCCACAGCCGAUGCCUUCGUGGACUUUAUGGAGAAGCUUGAGAUGCCAAUUCCAGUGGAGGACGACCGUUCUUGGGCAGAGUUCCCUACAGCUGAACGGCGCAAGGAUCCUUUCUAUGGCACAGUCCUUGGGCCGUUCUCGUUUUGGUUUGGCACUGGGGUGGUGUCGACGUGGUUCUACGACAUAGAGAAUCGAUACCGGUCUCAGAACGGUGUCCUGUUGGACAGACCGUCGAGCGACAACAUUCUGGACCUAGACAGUGCUAUGGCCAUUUGCAUGGAGUUCAAGCGCAAGGUUGAGAUGAUGACACAUGGAACCGUUGAUGAGACUUCCGAUCGAAGUGAAGACUCGGACCAGGAUGUCGGUGAAGGGAGCCGAGUCUCGAGAGAAGACGAGAAAACCCCACUGCGAGGACGAGGAGAGCGAAGCCAAGCCGAUCCCAACAUCCAAGUCAACCGUUUGCCGUGGAAUCUGGUUAGCUUCGUGACGCGCACCAUCCAGUUGGUCUGGCUUUCUCUGGGCAUCUUAGCCAUUCUUCGCGAGACGAAAACGCGUAUCUUUGACUGGCAAGUGUCGCAUAUCGUCGAAGAACGACGACUCGCUGCUGUGCAGGUCCCUGAUCUCGUCUUCCAGCCGCUCAACAUUUCCUGGCCGUAUGGCCGGUUCUUUAGUCCAGAAGCUGUGUCGUGCCAGCCAAAUGGCGCGGUCUUCGUUGGCUCUACCUUUGCUCAGUACACGCUCUUGGAUUUGGAAGACCCAAUUCAACUCUUGGAAAUGCCAUCCCAGGACGUUCCCGCCAGUUGGCGGCUCGUGUGCGACAAAAGCAGUCUGGAAUGCUUAUGGAUCGAGCAGCGAGAUGAGAUGCUGACCCUGCUUCACGCGAACCGCACCGCCGGUGUCGAGGGCCCCCUCACGGUCGAGCUGGGUGCUACAGUGGGGAGUCGCCACCGGUUCCUGGCUGGGUCGCUGGUUCCCUGCGCGUCGCUGGAGCAAGAUCUGCAUCCAAAGACUUCCAGAUCCUGUCUCCUCCUGGUGCUGGGAGAUCGUAGCAAGGAGAUCCACUUCGCAACCGUCGUGCUGCCGAGGACGCAGGAGGAAGGGAGCUCUCUCAAAAUGAGACCGACGCUUCGCUCACAGUUGACGCUAGAGCUGAAGAACGCAACCUCCAAGCAGGACCCCAGUGCAGCACCUGAGCAGGUGGAUGCUGUGUAUUUGGACGUCGUUCAGGAAGGGCGGUUGUGGAUCUUGGUCUCAAGCGGUCGACUGGAGCUUUGGGACUUCAUUGGCAGCCGUCGCCUCAGCAGCUUUGGACUUCCAAAAGGCUUCCGAGGCUCUGGCCUUUGCACUCGCGAUCGCGAUGGAGUACUGCUCAUCGCUGGUCGCAUGCAGCAGCUUCCCGUCAUGCUGGGGGCGAUCCCGAGGGACGGUGUAGCGCAGCUUUGA
Molecule: messenger RNA, 1566 nt
Organism: Symbiodinium sp. CCMP2456
Lineage: Eukaryota; Dinophyceae; Suessiales; Symbiodiniaceae
Source: the annotation of a GenBank genome assembly